Messenger RNA from Trematosphaeria pertusa, 1538 nucleotides. Its product is annotated as putative clathrin assembly protein AP47. Gene Ontology annotation, biological process: intracellular protein transport; vesicle-mediated transport. Gene Ontology annotation, cellular component: clathrin-coated vesicle; clathrin adaptor complex. Bases 110 to 1450 code for a protein of 446 amino acids. Gene Ontology annotation, molecular function: clathrin-cargo adaptor activity. The transcript has 6 exons. The record is from RefSeq and is a predicted model, not a curated record. Lineage: Eukaryota; Fungi; Ascomycota; Dothideomycetes; Pleosporales; Trematosphaeriaceae.
GCCCACUAUUGAACGAUACCCCCCCACCACUCGCCUUCUCUUUGCGCAUAAUGAUACGGUAAAUCCUCGACUUAUUCUAUUCUCUUUCUGGCCAUUCCCGACUUUAACAAUGGCGUCUGCGGUGUUCUUCCUGGACCUGAAGGGCAAGACCCUUCUGGCGCGAAACUACAGGGGAGAUAUUCCCAUGUCGGCGGUCGAAAAGUUCCCUGUACUGCUCAGCGAGGCUGAAGAAGAGAGCUCCGCCGUCCCGCCAUGCUUCUCCGACGAAGGCAUCAACUACCUCUACAUCCGCCACAACAACCUCUACCUCCUCGCCAUCACAAAACGCAACACCAAUGCCGCCGAAAUCCUCCUUUUCCUGCACAAGAUCGUCGAGGUGUUUACAGAGUACUUCAAGGAGCUGGAGGAGGAGAGCAUACGGGAUAACUUCGUCAUUAUUUACGAGCUGCUCGACGAGAUGAUGGACUUUGGGUAUCCGCAGACGACGGAGAGCAAGAUAUUACAAGAGUACAUCACUCAAGAAUCACACAAGCUUGAAGUCCAGGCGAGGCCACCGAUCGCAGUCACCAACGCCGUCAGCUGGCGAAGCGAAGGCAUCCGGUACCGCAAGAACGAAGUCUUCCUCGAUGUCAUCGAGUCGCUCAACCUCCUCGUAUCUGCAAACGGCAAUGUGCUACGGUCCGAGAUUCUCGGCGCCAUCAAGAUGAAAUGCUACCUGUCCGGGAUGCCCGAGCUGCGGCUAGGCUUGAACGACAAGGUCAUGUUCGAGACAACGGGGAGGGCGACAAGAGGGAAGGCGGUGGAGAUGGAAGAUGUCAAAUUCCACCAGUGCGUGCGGUUAUCGCGGUUCGAGAACGACAGGACGAUCAGCUUCAUUCCGCCCGACGGCGAGUUCGAGCUCAUGAGCUACCGGCUGAAUACCCAGGUCAAGCCGCUCAUCUGGGUGGAAUGCAUAGUUGAGAGCCACUCUGGCAGCAGGAUAGAGUACAUGUUGAAGGCGAAAGCACAGUUUAAGCGACGAAGCACAGCCAACAACGUCCAAAUCUCCAUACCCGUCCCCGAAGACGCAGAUACGCCCCGCUUUCGCACAAACAUCGGCACCGUACACUACGCGCCUGAGACCUCCUCGAUAGUGUGGAAGAUCAAGCAGUUCGGCGGUGGCAAGGAGUUCCUCAUGCGCGCCGAGCUCGGGCUGCCCUCCGUACGCGGCGACGACGAGAAGGGCGGCGGUAUGAUGGGUGGAUUUGGCGGUAGUAUGGGAGGUGUGGGGGGUGGCAAGGGGAAGAGGCCCAUUAGUGUCAAGUUUGAGAUUCCGUACUUCACGACGAGUGGGAUUCAGGUGCGGUAUUUGAAGAUUAUUGAACCGAAGCUUCAAUACCCCAGCCUGCCGUGGGUCCGGUAUAUUACGCAGUCGGGCGAUAUCGCUGUGCGGUUGCCCGAUGUGAACUAGGGGGUUUCUGGGCGCGGUGAUAUAUAUAUACCAAUGAAGAUAUGCAAGCAUGGCUAUCCGAACUGAGCUAAGUUGCUUGUUUGAGACG